This is a messenger RNA of Sapajus apella (tufted capuchin), 4338 nucleotides long. RefSeq names its product UTP18 small subunit processome component (gene UTP18). The coding region runs from base 48 to 1766 and encodes 572 amino acids. Gene Ontology annotation, molecular function: protein binding. NCBI's taxonomy places the organism in Eukaryota, Metazoa, Chordata, Mammalia, Primates, Cebidae. The transcript is spliced from 14 exons. Gene Ontology annotation, biological process: rRNA processing. The record is from RefSeq and is a predicted model, not a curated record. Gene Ontology annotation, cellular component: small-subunit processome; Pwp2p-containing subcomplex of 90S preribosome.
CCGCCCCCUGGGCUUCGGCGGCGGCGGACAGCGAGUCGCCCGGGCGCAUGCGCAGCGAGGUUCCACGUGAGCGCCUGCGUUUCUCCUCAAACCCAACGAUGCCGCCGGAACGGAAGAGACGAAUGAAACUGGAUCGGAGAGCCGGAGCAAAGCCGAAGCGGAAGCCCGGAAGGAGGCCAGACUGGAAAGCCGGAGCCGGACCGGGCGGGCCGCCCCAAAAGGCUGCCCCUUCAUCCCAGCGGAAACCGCCGGCCCGGCCGAGCGCGGCAGCCGCUGCGAUCGCAGUCGCGGCAGCCGAGGAGAGACGGCUUCGGCAGCGGAACCGUCUGACGCUGGAGGAGGACAAACCGGCAGUGGAGCGGUGCCUGGAGGAGUUGGUCUUCGGCGACGUCGAGGACGAUGAGGACGAGCUGCUGCGGCGUCUGCGAGGCCAGCGGGUUCAAAGACAUGAAGACUCGGGUGACUCAGAAGUGGAGAAUGAAGCAAAAGGUAAUUUUCCACCUCAAAAGAAGCCAGUUUGGGUGGAUGAAGAAGAUGAAGAUGAGGAAAUGGUUGACAUGGUGAACAAUCGGUUUCGGAAAGAUAUGAUGAAAAAUGCUAGUGAAAGUAAACUUUCGAAAGACAACCUUAAGAAGAGACUUAAAGAAGAAUUCCAGCAUGCCAUGGGAGGAGUACCUGCCUGGGCAGAGACUAAUAAGCGGAAAUCAUCUUCAGAUGAUGAAAGUGAAGAGGAUGAAGAUGAUUUGUUGCAAAGGACCGGAAAUUUCGUAUCCACAUCAACUUCUCUUCCAAGAGGAAUCUUGAAGAUGAAGAACUGCCAGCAUGCUAAUGCUGAACGUCCUACUGCUGCUCGGAUCUCAUCUGUACAGUUCCAUCCUGGUGCACAGAUUGUGAUGGUCGCUGGAUUAGAUAACGCUGUGUCACUAUUUCAGGUUGAUGGAAAAACAAAUCCUAAAAUCCAGAGCAUCUAUUUGGAAAGGUUUCCAAUCUUUAAGGCUUGUUUUAGUGCUAAUGGGGAAGAAGUUUUAGCCACAAGUACCCACAGCAAGGUUCUUUAUGUGUAUGACAUGCUAGCUGGAAAGUUAAUUCCUGUGCAUCAAGUGAGAGGUUUGAAAGAGAAGAUAGUGAGGAGCUUUGAAGUCUCCCCAGAUGGGUCCUUCUUGCUCAUAAAUGGCAUUGCUGGGUAUUUGCAUUUGCUGUCAAUGAAGACCAAAGAACUGAUUGGAAGCAUGAAAAUUAAUGGAAGGGUUGCAGCAUCCACCUUCUCUUCAGAUAGUAAGAAAGUAUAUACCUCUUCCGGGGAUGGAGAAGUUUAUGUUUGGGAUGUGAACUCAAGGAAGUGCCUUAACAGAUUUGUUGAUGAAGGCAGUUUAUAUGGAUUAAGCAUUGCCACAUCUAGGAAUGGACAGUAUGUUGCUUGUGGUUCUAAUUGUGGAGUGGUAAAUAUAUACAAUCAAGAUUCUUGUCUCCAAGAAACAAACCCAAAGCCAACAAAAGCUAUAAUGAACUUGGUUACAGGUGUUACUUCUCUGACCUUCAAUCCAACUACAGAAAUCUUGGCAAUUGCUUCAGAAAAAAUGAAAGAAGCAGUCAGAUUGGUUCAUCUUCCCUCCUGUACAGUAUUUUCAAACUUCCCAGUCAUUAAAAAGAAGAAUAUUUCUCAUGUUCAUACCAUGGAUUUUUCUCCUAGAAGUGGAUACUUUGCUUUGGGGAAUGAAAAGGGCAAGGCCCUGAUGUAUAGGUUGCACCAUUACUCAGACUUCUAAAGAGACUUUAAAGUCUGGUUGAGUCACAAGAGAAGCCUGUCUUGAUAAUACCGUCUCAGAAACUUUCUGGAAUGUGUGAUAAUAUUUGGAAAAUGAUAUAUAGAGCCAGCUGUGCUUAAGAGCCAGUAAUGUCUUAAUAAACAUGUGGCAGCUUUUGUUUGAAAAUAAGUGUAUGUGGUUCUUCCCUCCACCCCCAACACACACACACAAACUUGGAUGCAUUUAAGACUAAACGUGAAAAAUUGGAAACACCUGUCUGUAGCUAAAAAUAAUAUAAGCAGAUUUUCUCAUACUUCACAGCUAACCCUGAUGGGUAUUUUCCCCCUUCCUGCAUAGAUCUCUCCAUGCUUCAGGGUAUCAGCUAACAGAUAGUCUCAUGAGAUUUGGAGGUCAGUCGGUUUGAUAAGAGAGCAGUGAAAUGUCACAUAGUGAACUUUGAACUUCCAAGUCUUUUAGGAAAGGUGAUUUUGGAAAUCAAAAGGCUUUUCUGGGCUUAUUACUUCAAAUCAUUGUUACUGUUAUUUGGAGAGAAGGCAGAGUAAACCUGGUAGUCUUGUCCUAUGGAUUAUUAGCCACAGCCCUUUCUGGAAUUGUUUGUUAUGUCAUCUUAAAUGUUUAGUUUGGAUUUCAAGGUUGACAGCUGGCUCUAUAGUUUUCUUAUAGCCUUGUUUGAAAUUAGUUCUUACAUUUCUUAGGAAAAACUGACACUGUGUCAUGCAUUUAAGAAGUGUUACAGGGGUUGGGAGGGUGUUACGAGAACUAUCAAGUUAGGUCUAAUAGCUUUCCGCCCCACCAUCUACUAAAACAUGGAAGAGAGAAGUCAGGGUGGAGGAGGGAGGUUUUUCAGCAACAGGGAGGAGCUCUGCCCAGUGAAGUAAUAGGUCCCAGGUCCUUCGUGUCUUCAAAGCUCUCCUAGGUCCACUGGAGAGGAUGUAGGACGUAGAGCAGUCCAGUCGGUGUGGGUUACGUUAACUUAGCCCAGCACUUUUCUAAAAGAACAUUUUCUCUUCAGGUGAACUCUUGCUAUCUACUUGUGGAUACCCUUCCCCUACAUCCUCCUUUUUCAGCAGCUUUUUUCAUGUUAAAUAAUGUUAACGCUGAAACCUGAAGUUCCUGAAACCAGUGGACUUGUUAGUGCUAUUUGGCUCUCCCAUUGCUAGAGGGCAGCAUUGGAUCACGUGAAUAAUUGAAGGCAAGGCUUUUGGAGCUUUUUGCCGUCACCUUGUCCUUAGCUUCAGCUAAAUCGUUUCAGAAACGGACACCAAGCCUUAUAUGUGCUUAUUUUGCCUAUGGUUUUCAGUUCCCAGAAGUGUGACAAUUUAUAGGAACUUACUGUAGAGAAAAUGAUGGAAGCAGAAUCUAAAUUUUAGCUGUUCUUUGUUAAACUCUCUAGAUCAUUUUUAUACUCUACUGGGAGUAGCAUAGAGAAUCCAGUUCUAAUCUCCAAGGUAGACAGAUGUGUUAUUUGUUCUACAGAGAUGCUACUAAUUCUGUGUCUUGUAUUUUAAUGUUUAUUUUUUUCCCCCUCAAUGGGAGUUAGGGAUUUGAGUCAGGCUCUCAUUGCGACUCCUUGUAACCGGUGCCAAGCUAAUUCUUCAAGGAAAUGAGAUCCACAGCCAUGAACUUCUUUACAAAUUCUCUUUUGGCAGUUUCUAUGACAGCAUGAAAUGCAUGCUAUGGCUCAUUUCCCUGUUUGGAGGGGGACCAUCUUGAGCUGUAAGGUGAUAUUUUGCUACCCAGAGCCUCAUAGGAUGUACUUGUGUAUACUUUGAGUGAUAAAUUGACAAGUUGAAAUCUUUGAUGUAUCCCAUUCAUCUCUCCCCCCAUCCUCACUAAUAUUUAGUGAACUGAAGACUUUUAUUAGUCUUUCGAAGAAGUUUCCUCUGUUUAAACAAAGUAUAGGUUAAAAGUCAUUUGCCUUACUGAUGGUUGUUAAGUGUGUGUGGAUGUGUGUGUUUCUAGUGAGGAUAUGUAAUCUGUCCUAAGCAGACCAGCUGUACGGUUUGUAAGCAUAGCUGCAUCUCCAGUUUGGGGAUGGGAUGGAGGCAAGCAAAUACCUAUGAGAUAAGGUGCUUGCUCACACCUUUGAAGAGUUCUUAAGUUACUUGGGAUGAUACUUAAAUGCAUCUGCAAAGUCAUUAUGAGGGACAAUUUCCUGGUCUGCAAGGGGCGGGAUUUCAAAGGCAGGAAUUUCUUGGCUCCACCCCUCCAUCCGGGAACCAGAGGCGUUUCAGAUGUAAAAUUCUUGCGGUUUCUCGAGCAGGCUAGGUAGAGAAAUCCAGGUGGGCUCCUUUGUUCAAAAAUCUGCCAAAAGCUCUGGGAGGAGCCGGCUCUGUAGCUCAGAGUUGUGAACCAGAUAGCCAAUCUGGUAUCAAAGUCAAAGAUCAAUCACUCCAGAGGAUGUUUGAAAGAACUCUCACUGGACGAGAACAGGAGUGAGAAAAGAAUAACUCCAGGGUUAAAACUCCACUGCUCUUUACCUAUAUGGAUAUCUUUCUCCGGAUUCCCAUCCCACAACAGUGUGGGAGCUCUCUCUGUCUUUCUCUCUCUCUGCCUCAUAAAUCGCUUUUCU